Symbiodinium sp. CCMP2592 is the source of this 915-nucleotide messenger RNA. The record is from the annotation of a GenBank genome assembly. NCBI's taxonomy places the organism in Eukaryota, Dinophyceae, Suessiales, Symbiodiniaceae.
AUGGGCAAUAUUUGCGAGUGCUGUGGGGUGCGUGCAAAGGGACCGGCCUCACUGCCGGAGCAUGCGAGUGGCGGCAACGCCGGAUGCGGCUACGCUCUGGCGAAGAACGACCGCACGCGCAUGGAGGAUGCGGUCGUCUUGAAUGACAACGUGGCAGGGCAUCGAUGCUAUGCGGUGGUGGAUGGUCACGGAGGCGACAGGGCAGCAAUGUUUCUCCAGGAAAUGCUGCCCAGCAAGUUGGGGCAGCAUUUGCAGGGCUCCAAAACCAAAGAGCACGUCGUGAUGGAUACGUUUGCCGAGCUGGAUGAGGAGCUAAAACUUGCACUGUUGCAACAAGAGCCCAAGGCAAUCGGGAGAACCUCCGGAGCUGUGGCUUGUGUGGCCACCAUCCAGGGCAAGGAAUUGCUCCUCGCCAACCUGGGCGACUGCAGAGCUGUUGUUUGUGAAGGUGGCCAGGUGAAGUUCGCGACGGCAGACCAUUCCCCUGUUUCCAACAAGCUGGAGAAAGAACGCCUGCAGGCUUUGGGAGUGGCAGUGGAGGGCGGCUACGUCGGGGGUGAACUGCAGGUCACACGAGCCUUCGGGGACCUCGAUGGGGAGACUGGCCAGAAGCUGGCGGGCCUGAUCUCCACGCCGGAGGUUGCAAUCUUGGAGAUUAGCGACGACACGGAGUUUGUCCUAAUUGCCAGCGAUGGCAUAUGGGACGGCCUGCGGGAUCAGCUGGCCCUCACGACCGCACGUAAAAUCCUGCGGGAAACAAGGUCUCCCCAGGCCGCUGCCCAAGGGGUUCUGGAAGCGGCUGGCAAAGUCACCAAAGCGGACAACGCGGCAGUCGUCGUCGUGGCUCUCAACAUCCCGGAGCCCUUGCCGAAGCGAGAGCCCAGACAAAACCGUUUCCAGCUGAAGCUGGAUUGA